Molecule: messenger RNA, 2093 nt
Organism: Staurois parvus
Lineage: Eukaryota; Metazoa; Chordata; Amphibia; Anura; Ranidae
Source: the annotation of a GenBank genome assembly
UGCAUGUACUUGUAGAUACUGGACUCAGGCUGCUUCACAUGAGUUUGAAAAAAUCAAAAGUAAAUUCUUCUGAGGAACAUGCCUUGGAAAUGCUGGAUCCCUUUGUGCAAAUACUGAUUGGCUGCCUACAGUCUAUGGAUGUAAAGGUCAUCACUGGAGCUCUGCAGUCCCUCAUCUGGAUGCUUAAGUUUCCAUUACCCUCUAUAGACAAGAACACGGAGGAGCUGAUUACACAGCUUUUUCUGUUGUUAAAAGACUAUGCAAAAGCAGGUGCAGCCAAAGGUCAAAAUUUCCAUCUGGUGGUUAGCUGUUUCAAGUGUGUUACCAUACUGGUUCGACACAUGAAGGGAACCAUUACAGAGAAACAGCUGCAAGUGUUGCUUGGUUAUGCUGAAGAGGAUCUCUAUGAUUCUUCACGGCAAGCCACUGCUUUUGGUUUGUUAAAGGCUAUUGUAUCUAGAAAGCUGAUCGUUCCUGAGAUUGAUGAUGUCAUGCAGAAAGUAGCGAAGUUAGCAGUGACCUCCCAGAGUGAGCAAGUGAGAGUUCAGUGCCGACAGAUAUACCUGAAGUAUUUGCUUGACUAUCCUCUGGGUGCCAAACUGAAACAGAACUUGGAGUUUAUAAUUGUACAACUAAACUAUGAAUAUGAAACUGGACGGGAUUCAGCCUUGGAAAUGAUAGCAUUUCUUUUCCAGACAUUCCCAGAGCAAAUGCUUAACCAGUUCUGUGGUCUCAUGUUUGUCCCGCUUGCUUUGAUGAUGGUCAACGAUGACUCUACAAAGUGUAAGAAAAUGGCUGCCUUGGCAGCAAAAUCUCUUCUUAGCAAAGUCGACAAAACGCAGAAAGACUUGAUGUUCUCAUUGCCUACCCAGUGGCUCAACAAUGAAAAGUCUUCUCUCAAGAGGUUGGGUGUCCUGGCCUGUGGCUUGUUUGUUGACGUUGAAGGAGUUGAAUUUGAGAGCAGACUGGAAGCUAUCCUUGUGACUAUCGAACGGGAAAUUGACCCAUUACAGUUUGAAGAUUUGAAAGAAGAGACAGAAGAAAAGGCAGCUGACAGACUGCUAUUCAGCUUACUUACCCUGGUUGCCAAGCUCAUCAAGGAGUGCAAUAUUACACAGCUCACAAAGCACAGAGAAAUUGUACAUAAAAUAUGUGCUCAUGUUCAAGCCCAUCUGAGAUACCCCCACAAUUGGGUCUGGCUUACAGCAUCCCAAAUUUUUGGAUUGUUGUUUUCCCUUCAAAAACCUGAAGAACUUGUGAAUAAAUGGAUGGGCCAAAAGGGAAAGAAGUUAAAGAAGGCUCAGACAGAGGCCUCUGAAUUCUACCUAGUGGAAAAUCUGGACAGCAAGAUGAAAGAUCUUUCGCUCUCUUUUUUCCAUCAGCUACAGUCAAAAUUUCUUGACCAGACCCUGGGAGAACAGGUGGUAAAGAAUUUGCUGUUUGUAGCCAAAGUUAUUUACCUCCUCCACCCAGAGGUGCAGAAUACCGAGAACCACCAGGAGGAGGAAGAUCAUGAAAGUGUUAAGCAGGAGGCUUCUGGAGAAGAGGAAGAUGCUGACAGUCAGAUGAAAGAAGAGAAAGGUGCCACUUUAGUGUGGCUCAUGACAAAAUUGUCAAUGCUAGCCAGGAAAGAAGCUGCUCAUACUCCUAAAAAUCCUCUAAAAAGAAUAUGUGUAUUUAAAUUCCUGGGGGCCAUGGCAGUGGAUCUAGGAAAAGAGAGAGUGAAGCCUUUUCUGCCAUCCAUCAUUGCUCCACUUUUCAGAGAACUGAACAGUACCUAUUCGGAUCGAGACCCAACACUGAAAAAUCUCUCUCAAGAAAUCAUUGACCUUCUGAAGAAUUUGGUUGGCUUACAGUGUUUCUCAUUGUGUUUUGCUGGUGUACAGAAACUAGCCAAUCAGAAGAGAGCCAUGAGGAAAAAGCAAAAAGCUCUGCAGGCUGUGGCUAACCCUGAUGUGGCAGCCAGGAAGAAACUCAAGAAACACAAAAAUAAAAUUGAGGCAAAAAAGAGGAAGAUUGAGUUUUUAAGACCAGGAUAUAAAGCAAAGAAACCUCGCAGCCAUGCUCUCAAAGACCUGGCAAUGGUGGAAUAA